Molecule: messenger RNA, 2649 nt
Organism: Capsicum annuum
Lineage: Eukaryota; Viridiplantae; Streptophyta; Magnoliopsida; Solanales; Solanaceae
Product: myosin-10
Exons: 5
Coding region: 317-2365 (682 amino acids)
Source: RefSeq, a predicted model, not a curated record
CUAGGGAAAGAAAAAAAUUACAGUAAACAAAUACUAAUAAUUAAAAAUAAUUAUAUAAAAAAAAAAAAAAAACGUAAAGAACGUAAAGAACAUGAAGUAGUUGGUAGCGAAAUUGAACCCUCCAAAUUUUAUUCUUUUUCCUUUCCUGCAUUUUGAUUUCUUCGAUUAUUCCUCCAUACAAUAAAACAAAAGAAAAAAUAGAUCCUUCCGACAUAGUCUCCGGCAAUCACCAUAUCUUCCUAAUCACUUUCCAUUCAUACUUAGUCGACUUACUUCUAGGGUUUCAAUUAUUCAUUGAUGCUGAAACGUUUUUCCGAUGUCGAACAUCGGUGAAGAAGACAAUGACGCCGUAUUAAGCGACGUAGAGGCCGAUGAUCCGAUACCUAUUGAUAUAACAAAUGAAGAUGUUUCAAUUGACAAGUUCCGUGAAAUGCUGGUUGAGCUCGAUCGAGAACGCCAGGCUCGAUUAGCCGCCGAGGAUUCUAAAUCACAGCUACAAGUUUCCUUCAAUAGAUUGCGAGUACUCGCUCAUGACGCUAUCAAAAAGCGCGACGAGCAUUCGAGACAACGCGAUGAAGCUUUGCGGGAGAAAGAAGAAGUUUCAAUAACAGUUGGGAAGAUAAAGGAGGAACUGGAAGAAGAAAUUAAGCAGAAAGAUGAAUUGUCGAAGCAGUUGGAAGAAGUGAAGAAAGCGAAAGAUUCGAUGAGAAGUGAGAUGGAAACUGCUGGUUCAAUGUUAGUUAGUGGAAUUGAUAAGAUAUCUGGUAAAGUAAGUCAAUUUAAGAAUUUUGUAGCUGGUGGAUUACCGAGGUCACAGAAAUAUACAGGGUUUCCAGCAGUGGCGUAUGGCGUGAUUAAAAGGACGAAUGAUAUUGUAGAGGAAUUGUUGGGACAGAUUGAAUUGGCAGCAAAGUCGAGAAAUGAGGCGAGAGAACAAAUGGAUCAUAGGAAUUAUGAAAUUGCAAUUGAAGUUUCGCAGUUAGAGUCAACGAUUAGUGGUUUGAGAGAGGAGGUUGCGAAGAAGGAUAAUGUUGUUGAGAGUUUAGAGAAAGCUGUAGGUGAAAAAGAUGAGAAAUUGUUUGAAUUGGAACGAGAGGUGUGUGGGAAGCAAAAGGCUUUGGAGAGUGAAGUGGUUGAAUUGAGAGAUUUGGUGAAGGAAUAUGAAGGUAAGUCGAGCAGUUUAGAAUCAAGGAUGGAAAUGCAAAGAUCAUUACUUGCUGAGCAAUUGAAACAUGUUACGGAAAUACACAAACAGAUUCAUAGUGCUGUUAAGGUUGUUGAUGCGCGGAAGGCAUCUGAGUUGUCGGAAUCCUUGUUUCUUGCUCAAGAGAUGGAUAUGGACGAGAAUAUAAGGGCAGUUUUAGCGGGAUUGGAAUCUAUAUAUGAAAUGAGUGAAUUUGUUGUCCAGAAAACAAGGGAUUUGCUAGAAGAAAGAAGUCAUGAAGUGAAAAGCCUAAACGAGUCAGUUUCACAAUUAGUAAAAGAAAAAGAACAGAUUGGGUCUUUACUGAGAAGUGCUCUUUCAAAGAGAAUUUCAGUGGAUUUGUCAUCCAAAACAAAUGAAUUGUUUAAGAUAGCGGAAAAUGGAUUGAGAGAAGCUGGGAUAAAUUACAAGUUCAACAAUCACGUUGGUGAUGGUAAGAACCCUGCUUCUGAUAAUAAAAUGCAUGCCGAAGAUACAGAAGAGGAUGAAGUAUAUGCUUUGGCUGGUGCAUUAGAGAAUAUAAUUAAGCAGUCUCAGGUUGAGAUCAUUGACCUUAAACAUACUGUUGAAGAGCUAAGGGCAGAGUCAAGUUUACUGAAGGAACAUGUGGAAACUCAAGCAAAGGAACUCAGUCAAUGGAAGCAACGUGUGGAGGAACUUGAAGAAAAGGAGAGGGUGGCAAAUGAAAAUGUUGAAGGGCUUAUGCUGGAUAUCACUACUGCUGAAGAAGAAAUUACACGGUGGAAAGUGGCUGCACAGCAAGAAGCUGCUGCAGGCAAAGCUGUUGAGCGAGAAUGUGCAGCACAGUUAUCGGCUGUACGCCAGGAGCUUGAGGCAGCGAAGGAGGCUGUACUAGAGUCCGGGAAGAAGCUCAAAUUCAAAGAAGAAACAGCUGAUGCAGCCAUGGCUGCAAGGGAUGCAGCUGAGAAAUCAUUGAGACUAGCAGAUUUAAGAGCAUCAAGGCUGAGGGAUAAAUUGGAAGAGCUCACCCGUCAGCUUGAAGAGCUAGACGGCAGGGAAACAUCAACAACUGGUCUAAACAGGCCAAGAUACAUGUGCUGGCCAUGGCAAUGGCUUGGCUUAGAUUUCGCAGGUAUGAGACGUGUAGAGACACAACAAGAGGGUGCUAAUGAAAUGGAACUUUCCGAACCCCUUCUUUGACUCCCUCCUCGUCUCUUUCUUUUGGUAAUUGUAUUCUUCUCUGAACCCCCGGCAUUUUUUCUUCUCUUUCUUUUUGUAAUUCAUUUUUAUUAUUUCCUCUUUUUUCCAUCCGCUGUAUAUUUUCUGUGAUCUCUGUAAGAAACGUAAUUAGACAAAUGAUAGAAUAUUGAUUGUUCAAAGUUAAAUAAGCCUUUUGGCUUGUAUACAAGUAAAACUGGCUCUGUCGAGAGGAAGUCUUAACUCAGACGUGCCUUUUUCUAGUCAUGAACAUUGAGCGUUUGGUA